CUCAUAUUUAUAUUUUAGGGAAAUCUAGAUCGGAGCUAAUGGAUCUCACAUGCUCGUUUGACGAGAUUAUAACAACGACCAGAUUCAUAGAAAACGUACAAAAUAACGCUUAAAAACGGGAGCAACCUAUAGAUAACGAGGCAAGGGAAGAAUAUAUAGAAGCCGGCGUCUCGUCAUAACCACUUAACCUUUAGUACAAGAUGAAGAGAGCAGAGCUUGUGUUCAUUCCUACCCCUGGAAUGGGUCACCUCGCAUCCACCCUUGCGUUUGCAAAGCAUUUGCUUGAUAGAGAUGACCGUUUCUCCAUCACGGUUCUCGUCAUGAACCCAGCAUUUGCCCCCACCAACCAUAGCCUCGUACAGUUUAUCGCUGCCUCCGACACCCGUGUAAGAUUUAUUCAUCUUCCUCAAGUAGAUCCUCCCCCGAAAGAGCUUUUCUUUAAGUCUGUUGAGAAAUUCAUCACCGAGUACGUAGAGAACUACAGAAGUCAUGUCAAAGAAGCUAUCAUCAACCAUGUGUUAUCCGCUUCGCUUCCACUUGCCGGUUUGGUGGUCGAUUUGUUCUGCUCCUCCAUGAUUGAUGUGGCUCACGAGCUUGGUGUCCCGUCUUAUGUCUUCUUUACCGCUAAUGCUGCCUUUUUUGGCUUCAUGCUCUACCUUCCAACCCGUCAUGACCAGGUGGGCAUUGAGUUUAGGGAAACCGAUCCCGAGUCAGUCAUUCCGAGUUAUGUCAAUCCAGUUCCUCCAGGUGCUUUGUCUUCAUUUGCGCUCAACAAGGAAGGUGGGUACAUCUGCAAUGUAAACCAUGGUAGAAAGUACAAAGAGGCCGAUGGUAUUAUUAUCAACACGUUUUCUGAGCUGGAAUCUCAUGCGGCAAGCUCUUUUUUUAACGAUGGAACACCUCCGGUUUACACAGUGGGACCGAUGAUUGACCUCAAGGGUAAGGCGCCUUCAGGGGAUAAUCAGGCCAAGCAUGAGAUAAUGAAGUGGCUUGAUGAUCAACCUCCAUCAUCAGUUGUUUUCUUAUGCUUUGGAAGCCGGGGGAGUUUUGGAGAACCCCAGUUGAAAGAGACUGCGCUUGGGCUCGAGAGGAGUGGCCACCGGUUUCUGUGGUCAGCACGUCUGCCAUCUCGAGAUGAUGGGUUAGCCAAACCUACUGAUGCCGAGAAUCUCGAGGAGAUCUUGCCACCCGGAUUCCUGGAAAGAACCAGAGGUAUUGGAAUGAUAUGCGGAUGGGCUCCACAAGUGGAGGUCCUUGCCCACAAAGCGAUCGGAGGGUUUGUGUCCCAUUGCGGGUGGAACUCCAUCUUGGAGAGCCUGUGGCAUGGUGUACCUAUUGCUACUUGGCCACUUUACGCGGAACAGCAAACCAAUGCAUUCCAGAUGGUAAGGGAUCUGGGGUUAGCAGUGGAGUUGAAAAUAAAUUACAGGCUUGGUAGUGGCGUGCUUGUCAUGGCCGAGGAGAUAGAGAACGCAGUGAAAUGCUUGAUGGAAGCUGAUAGCGAGGUGAGGAAGAGGGUCAAAGAGAUGAGUGAAAAAAGCAGACAGGCUGUGAUUGAAGGUGGAUCUUCAUAUGCAUCACUUGGUCGGUUGAUUGAGGCUAUGAUAGCAAAUGUUACAGUACCUGCGAGGAAAUUUUAUUUCUUGUUAUUUGAGAGACCCCACCAGAACUUUUUAAAGCUGGUAUUUAGAGACUUGCACACUAAUACAACAGAAACGAGGACAUUUGAUAUGAAGGUAGCGAAAAAUCACAUGGGCCAUCAUUGUGUUUUCUUUAAUAUUCCGACCGGGAAUGAAGGCGAUUUGGAGUGGGGAGACAAUGUGAGGCAAGUUGGAUUUGAAUAUGUUUGCCAAAAUCUUGGUGAUGAUUUUAUAGACGACAUUGGUAAGACUCGGACAAUAAUGAUGGGGUGCGUUUGGGUUGGGGUUCUUUGGGAUCAAAGCAAUAUUUGUAUAGUUCAUCUGUCUGAGGAGCUUUCUAUUUUGGAAGAAGUUUUGCACAGUGGCAAAGAUAUUCUUUUUAUAAUCGUCCAAUAGUGUUUAUAUAAGAAAGCAGUCAUAUUGUUUGGCCCCGAAGCUUUUUGAGUUAGGAUUUGUUUUAGUGCAGCAAAUAUCUCCUCUUCAUUUGGCGUGACACUAAGAUAAACAUUAUUUGAAUCCGUGAUUUGCUUUUUAAAGAGAUUAUCAAGAAGUCUAGGGAAAUUUGGUGUUGAGGUUGAGCAUAUGGACUAGAAAUUAUUAAUUAAAGAUGAUUCAAUAAUAGUUUGGUCUAUUGUCUAAUUACCUAAGCCCAAUUUGAGAGAGUCGAUGGCAUUCCUGUGUCUCUGAAUGGCUGUUGAAAAAUGAUAGAAUUUGGCGUUGGGGUCAGUCGAUGUUAACCAUAAA
This is a messenger RNA of Juglans regia (Persian walnut), 2384 nucleotides long. RefSeq names its product anthocyanidin 3-O-glucosyltransferase 2-like. Lineage: Eukaryota; Viridiplantae; Streptophyta; Magnoliopsida; Fagales; Juglandaceae. Gene Ontology annotation, molecular function: UDP-glycosyltransferase activity. Bases 201 to 2036 code for a protein of 611 amino acids. The record is from RefSeq and is a predicted model, not a curated record. The transcript is spliced from 3 exons.